Messenger RNA from Bactrocera dorsalis (oriental fruit fly), 3186 nucleotides. RefSeq names its product UDP-glycosyltransferase UGT5 (gene Ugt317A1). Gene Ontology annotation, molecular function: UDP-glycosyltransferase activity. The record is from RefSeq and is a predicted model, not a curated record. The coding region runs from base 1525 to 3138 and encodes 537 amino acids. The transcript has 6 exons. NCBI's taxonomy places the organism in Eukaryota, Metazoa, Arthropoda, Insecta, Diptera, Tephritidae.
AAACAAGACAUUAGAAGUAAGGAAGGACUAAGUUCUAGUGCAACCGCACAUUCUAUACUCUGGGUAGAAUAAAAGCCAGAGAAAUACCUUAAGAUGUGAGACGUCAACCAGAGAUCGAAAUCCAAGCAAUUUUAUACUGCUGUGAUCAAACUGAAAGGUGAAUUUUGUCCAUUUCAUUUCCUUCAAAGAAAUUAAAUUCCGCUGCAAUACACUUAUGUCAACGGAUUUUUCAGUUUUCUGAAGUUACACGAAGGUAAAUCAGGUGAAUGCGGUGGUUGCGGCACGAUAUUAGUUGAAAAUGUGGCGAAAUGAUCACGAAUAACCAAUGCAGUAUGAGAUGGUGCGUUAUCGCACUUCUUUGUUCAGUAAAUUCAGACAUAGGAAAAAGUCGAAGAAUUCACUUUUAGAUCCUUACAAACCGACGCGUAUCUCAAAUACUAAUGAAUAUUUUGACGAGAAAUUUUCUUAAAAAAAAUUUUCAAUUUUCAAUUUGAUCACAGUAGUAUAUGCAUAUACUAUAUUAGUCAUACACUGAAUCUCAUUAUAUGUAGUAUCAUCACGAAGGUACAAUUUGAUGUCUCUGUCGUAUUUAGUUAUUGAUUUAUUGCGCUUUUAGUUAGUUAAUGGCGAUUUGUGGGCGUGGCGGCGAUCAGAUUGCACCCAUUCUCGACCUCGUAAUUUUUUGUACUAAGAAACCCGCAUACCAAGUUUCAUCAAAAUAUCUCAAUUUUUACUUAAGUUACAGCUUGCAUGGACGGACAGACAGACAGUCACCCGGAUUUUAACUUUUCUUGUCCCUUAAGUGAACAAAAGUAUUAUAUUAUAUUCUGUAGCAACAGGUUUUCCUUGGGCUUCAUAAAGUACCUCACAUCACAUCAAAAUAACCAAUCAUAAGGACUAAAAUCAGCCGGAUGUUCGAAAAUCUUGAUUUUAGUUAAAUGGGAGCUAAAUCAAAUUUUCGCCCAAUUUCAUCUAAUUUAGGCGCAAAGAUACACUGUUCUGCAGUAAAACACACUCUUUCAAUUUCGUUGGGGUAACAUAUGUACAUAUUGGCCGAUAUAUGCGGUAUAAAGUCACCCGGAAUUUUUAAAAUGUUUAUAUUAGGCAUAUGGCUUGGGGAAGAAUUGCCCGAAUCACUUUUACAUUCCUAUAAAAAAAUCAAAACACACAUAUUUUAAACUGCGAGUGCACUAAAAAAAUAAUCAUCAACGAGUAAUAUGAGGUCGACUCAUAUCGUUCCGCAACCACUGCAUUUGCAAAGUUAAAAGACCAAAGCGGGGACGCCAUUCUGACACGAUUGAGGAGAUGAAUAACGAAUAUAAGGAGGUCUUGAAAGCUGCACUGAAAAAAAAAUAUUCCGGCUGUUUAGAGGACUGAAAAACGCAUACUAUGAUGUUAAAAAUAUAUGAAUGCACAUAUACAGACUUAUAUAUGAAGUGUGCUAAAUGUAGUGAUAUAGCAUAUAUUCGUUAAAAUUUUUGAACUUCAAAUACUCUGGGGAACUAUCUCCAUCACCAGAUUAAAAUGAUAUACCAAGAGUUUUUUCUGCCAAUUAUAAUUCUGCAUUCGCUUUCAUGGAAUCUAGCCGUGGUCGACGGAGCUAAGAUUCUUGGUUUAUUUGCACACCCCAGUGAAAGCCAUUUCGCAGUAAUGCGAAGUUUAAUGUUGGAAUUAACAAAGCGUGAACACAAUGUUACUGUUUAUAGCAGUCACCGCCUGAAUGAACGUAUAGAAAGUCUACGAGAAAUAAUUGUUGAGCCGGAAUUUCCUUUUUGGAAGCAAUUUUUAGAAAUAACAGGGAGCCAAGCAGGAGGCCUUCUUAAAGCUAGCAAACUAACCGAAACUGCAGUGCAAAAGUCUCUGGCCACUACGGGUGCCAACGCGGUUAAUUACUUCUUGUCAAAUGAAGCCGUAAAGAAGUUGGUUAAUUUACCUAUCAACGAAUUUGACUAUGAUUUGAUAAUAGUGGAUUUAUUCUAUACUGAGGCUUUGCUGGCAGUGGGACAUUUUUUCGACAAGCCUACAAUUGGUAUUUUAAACACCAAUUUUGAGAGUUACAUGGAUCGUGUGUUAGAGCAAAUGGUACCGGCCGCCUGUUCACCUAUCAGUUAUGAGACUUACAAACCAGAGGUGGGUUAUUGGAGUCGAUUAGGGGUCAUUCGUAAUUGUAUGUCACGACGAAAACAAUUUAUUAAAGACAAUUGGGCCGCACAAGAAUCAGUGAUGCGAAAACAUUUUGCACAAUUUAAAGGCGUGAACGAACUUACCAUCGGUACGUUGCAAGCUGAGUUGGCAAUCUUGUUGCUCAACAGUCACGUCCCAUUGUUACGGCCCCGACCGUUGCUAUUAAAUACCGUAGCUGCCGGCGGUAUGCACAUACGACCACCACGUGAAUUACCUUGGCCACUUCGUCGCUUCCUGGAUGAAUCGCGAGCAGGCGUCAUCUACAUGAACCUUGGUAAUGAACAACUCUGUACAGACGUACCAAAACACAUAAUGCAAGUACUCCUAAAUACACUGGGCAAACGAAAAGAGCGUGUGGUGUGGACUUGUCACGAUCACACGGCGUUGAAAAAUUUACCUACCAAUAUAAUGGUCCAACAUGCGGUGCCACAAGCAGAUAUAUUGGCACAUCCGCAUGUGCAAAUAUUUCUUAUGAACGGUGAUUUACUUAGUACGCAGGAAGGUAUAGUGCGGCAUGUGCCUAUGAUUUCUGUGCCUAUAUUUCGAAAUGAAGUGCGCAACGCAGAAUUAGCAGUGCAACUCGGUGUUGGGAUUCAUCUGAACCAUAAUAACUUAACGGAGGCGGCACUCAAUUGGGCGCUGCAGACCAUCAAAGAGGACAGCACAUAUCAGUUGACAAUACGUCAAGUGGCCACUACCUUCCGUGAUCGGCCGUUAGGUGCUGUGGAAACGUGCAUGUACUGGAUGGACUAUGUAUUACGUCAUAAGGGUGGAGCAGAUUUAAAAACUCUUGUUGGAAACAUACCCUCCAGUCAAUUACAUCUUUUUGAUUUAUUUAUUUACUAUGUCGCGAUUGCAUUACUUAGUGUAGGUGUGCUAGCUGCUGUCAUUUAUGGUAUUGUAAUAUUAAUGAGAAAACGUGAAAUAGGAAAAAUGUACUCAAAACUAAGUUAAUACUUGUAUAUGGAAUUUGGUAAAAUGUAAACCAAAUAUGUUGUUUAA